CAGAGCUAGCAGCAGCAGCAGCAGCUGCUGCUGCAGCAGGGGAGGGCGCUGCGGGGGGAGUCCUCACAGAAAGGGGGCCCCCAGAAGCCACGGGUGAAGGGGGGCCCCCUGCUGCGGGUUUUGCUGCUGCUGCGGAAGCGCCGCAGGGCCACGGGCCCGCAGCUUCCCGUGGGGGCCCCCAAAGUGCGCUGCAGACGAUUCUAGGCAGCAGCAGCAGCAGCAGCAGCAGCAGCAGCGUUGGCGAUCCAGGGCAGUCCGCUGGGGGUAGCCGAGAGGCGGGGACUAGCGGGUAUUCGACUGCGGAGGGGAGCAGCAGCAGGGUGGAAGGGAGCAGCAGCAGCAGCAGCAGCAGCAGCGGGAUGGACGCGAGCCCGAGCCCGAGCUCGAGCAGCAGCAGCGGCAGCAGCAGCAGCAGGAGCUUCGCGCUGAGCUCAGUGGACCCCGUAGGGGCUGCGGUUGCUGCUGCAUCCGGAGCCGCAGGUCCUGCUGCAGCAGCUGCAGCGCGGGGCGCGCGCGCAGCAGCAGCAGCGGCGGGAGAGGAGGAGAGCAGCAGCGGGAGCAGCAGCGAAGGCGCAGCAGCAGCGGCGCUGCUGCUGCAGCCCGCUGCUGCGCUGCGCAGCAGCCCCACUCUGGGGCUGCAUGCGUCCAGUGUUGUGGUGCCGCUGGAAAGAGCAGCAGCUUUGCUGCGGCGCAGCCAAAGGGCCCUCGCCAAAGACAUUUCGGUGGUUUUGGCUUUCAUUAAAAAGAAGCUGCAGCAGCAGCUGCUUGCUGCUCACUCGCCGCAGUACCAGCUCGACAGACUCGACCUCGUCGUCGAAAAAGUCAAAAACAUCAAACGCAGGACAGAAAAAGCAGCAGCAGAAGCCACGGGAGAGCUCGAGAGGUGCAGCAGAAGGCUGAAGGUUUUGGCUGAAGAGCCUGACUUGCAGGAGGCGCAGCUGCGGCCUUCGCACUUCGCGCUGCACAUCAACUGCGCACUUUUGGAGUACUUAAGUAGAAGUGGUUUCAAAUCGACAGCUUCCAAAACUGCGCAGCUGCUCGGCCUCCAGGUGUACAGACAA
Molecule: messenger RNA, 1061 nt
Organism: Eimeria tenella
Lineage: Eukaryota; Apicomplexa; Conoidasida; Eucoccidiorida; Eimeriidae
Exons: 4
Source: RefSeq, a predicted model, not a curated record